AUGCCCACCCCCAGCUGCCCAAAACCCCCCGAGAACGAGCCGAUCGCCAUCGUCGGCUCGGGGUGCCGCUUCCCGGGGGACGCCACGACGCCGGCCAAGCUCUGGGCGCUCCUGUCGGAGCCCCGCGACGUGCUGGCGGCCAUCCCGCCGGGGCGCUUCUCCUCCGAUGGCUUCUACCACGAGGACGGCGAGCACGGGGGCCACAGCAACGUGCGGGACUCAUACCUGCUGUCGGCGGACCACACGGCCUGGGACGCGGGCUUCUUCAACGUCGCGGCGGGGGAGGCCGCCGCCAUAGACCCCCAGCAGCGCCUGCUGAUGGAGUGUGUGUACGAGGCGCUCGAGGCGGGGGGCCACGGCAUCCAGCGGCUUCGGGGGUCUGAUACUGCUGUUUACGUGGGGCUGGUGUGCGAGGAGUAUAGUGACAUUCACUACCGGGAGCUGAACACCAUACCAAGGGUACGUAGAGUUCUUGUCCUACUCCUACUGCCUGUCUUUGUGUGA
Molecule: messenger RNA, 504 nt
Organism: Diaporthe batatas
Lineage: Eukaryota; Fungi; Ascomycota; Sordariomycetes; Diaporthales; Diaporthaceae
Exons: 1
Coding region: 1-504 (167 amino acids)
Biological process (GO): fatty acid biosynthetic process; secondary metabolite biosynthetic process
Molecular function (GO): fatty acid synthase activity
Source: RefSeq, a predicted model, not a curated record